AUGAGCUUCCCCUUUCGUGUGGUGAACUUUGUGCUGCAGAUGCUGACGGCGGUGCUUGAGGUCGUGGCUCUGGUUAUGCUCAUCCACAUCCUGUCCACCCACUGUGUUCGGGGCCAGGAGUACAGGAUAUCGGUGUGGCUGUACACAUUUCUCCUGCCCCCCAUUGCCUUGCAGAGCGUGGUGCUCGUCGUGUUCCGGCUGUGCUGCACCACCGUAGGCCUCGAUCCAAUUGCGAUGACGUUUAACUUUGCCAGCGGCAUUCUCUGCAUAUCGAGCGCACUUACCCUCAUCGUGGCCAUGAUCGAUCACUGUGGCAACGAGUUCGCAUACCUGUUCUAUAUUUCGAGCGCCUUUGGCGUAAUUGCCGGGGUCCUGCAUUUGCUGAAUGCCUGCGUGUGCAACGUUUACAUACCCCUCGGCGAAUGGUCGUACCUGAAACCCUCGAAGAGAUCAAGGAAGAAGGCUAUGCAAAAGAGGAGGCACAGAAGCCUUUGAUGCUGUGCACCAAAAA
Drosophila takahashii is the source of this 511-nucleotide messenger RNA. RefSeq lists its product as uncharacterized. The record is from RefSeq and is a predicted model, not a curated record. NCBI's taxonomy places the organism in Eukaryota, Metazoa, Arthropoda, Insecta, Diptera, Drosophilidae.